Molecule: messenger RNA, 4851 nt
Organism: Apodemus sylvaticus (European woodmouse)
Lineage: Eukaryota; Metazoa; Chordata; Mammalia; Rodentia; Muridae
Gene: Pigz
Product: phosphatidylinositol glycan anchor biosynthesis class Z
Exons: 6
Coding region: 1492-3168 (558 amino acids)
Biological process (GO): GPI anchor biosynthetic process
Cellular component (GO): endoplasmic reticulum membrane
Molecular function (GO): alpha-1,2-mannosyltransferase activity
Source: RefSeq, a predicted model, not a curated record
CGGGAAACGACAGGCUCCGGAGUGGUGCAUAGAUCUGUGGAGGGGGGCUGUGACGCGUCCCUGCGUGGUGGGCAUCGCGUCGCGUGGCUCCGCUCUGCGCACGGUGCUGGUCGCCCCGGAAGCCCCCCGCCCUGCCACGCGGGCAGUGCCAGGAGUCCAGCGACCCUUGAAUCUCUCUCUCUCUCUGCAGCCGGCUGUUGGGCAAAAAACCUGUCGCCGUCUGCAUCAUGCAUACAGGAGCAGACAGGACCUGUGUCAGCAGGAAGGGCGCUGCCACUGACAGCUGCCUGGAGUGCUCGGCAUCCCGGGAGAACCGAACCAGCUGCGGAAGGGCCACAUCCCCCAGCCUCACUGUGCAAGAAAGCAGGGCGUGGCUGCCCCUGACUCGGGAACCGCUGUCAGUUUGGUUUGGUUUGGUUUGAGUGGGAUUUGCUUUUGUUCGGGGGUAAAGGUGAGCACAGGGCCUCACACAUGCUAGGCUAGCUCUGUGCCACGGAGCACACCCCCAGCCCAGGGUGAUCGUUUCAAACGACGAAGGAUGUGAGACCAAAGCUGGUGUGGUGGCGCACGCAGGUUAUCCAGCUCUCGGGAGGCUGAGCAGAAAGGCGAGUGCGAGGCCACCUAGCCCUGUUUCAAAACAAGCAAACAAAACGAAAGGCGAGAAACGCUUUGGAGUAACUGUGCUACUACUAAAAAUGGAAGCUUAACGCGCAUAGCUUUACAAGGAGGAACUGCUGACAGAAUGCAUUCACAGCACAAAGUAGAAUUAGUCACUGCCCGGCGCAGGUCCCUUAGGAGUCCCCACCGCGACCACUGCAGACUGCGGGACUGGGGGGCGGGGGCACGCACAAUUGUCCCCAUCCUUCUCCGCUCUGCGCAGCUAGUUCUGCUUGAUCCCUUGGCCUAAUUCCCUGGUUGAAGUCCAGAGCCGGCUGUGGAGAGGGAAGGCCAUCGCCUCACCCCGCCCUUCAGCCCUCUGUCCCGCAGGGGCCGGGCUUUAGGGCCUCGGGAGCAGGCUUUCGCUCCAGGCGACCCCGGUAGCCAGCGCGGCAGGUGCAGCACCGCUCGGGUCCGGGAGGAGGGGUCCUAAGGAUCUCCGCACAUCCAUCCCAUUGGCCAGGACCCAGCGGCUCUGUCGGGAAGAGGCUUCAGUUUGAAGCACAUCUGUUGGAACCUACUUCUUCAGGACCCCAGCUCAUACAGAAGACCAGCUGUAACACCCAGCCUCGUGGGACCGAGAAACUACUAGGGUCUUGGACUUCCCGUUCACAGCUGAUCACUGUUGGGUUAGUUGGGCUGCAGACUAGGUCCUGAGUUCAAAUCCCAGCAACUACAUGGUGGCUCACAACCAUCUGUAACGAGAUCUGACUCCCUCUUCUGGAGUGUCUGAAGACAACUACAAUGUUGGCAUUCAGAUGUAGAUCUCCAGACUGGCACCUGUGAGAACUGUGACAGACUGUUCAGUCCUGUGUCUGACCACCUGGUGUGACGAUGGCAGCCAGGGUGAUUUGGGGUAGUCUCAGCCUGCUUCGAGUCUCAUGGUGUCUCCUUCCCCAGAAUGGCUACAUACACCCAGAUGAAUUCUUCCAGUCCCCCGAGGUCAUGGCAGAGGACAUCCUGGGUGUGCAGGCUUCACGGCCCUGGGAAUUUUACCCCAGCAGCUCCUGCCGCACUGUGGUCUUCCCACUGCUGACCUCUGGCUCUGCCUUCUGGUUGCUCAGGCUCUGGGAAGAGCUGGGGCUCUGGCCUGGUCUGGUGAGUGGCUACAUGCUGCUGGUGGGGCCCCGACUCCUUCUCACUGCCCUCUCCUUUGCCCUGGACUGGGCUAUGUACUAUCUGGCCCCGUUGUGGGGGGCAGAUCGUUGGAAUGCCUUGUGCCUGCUGUCUGGUUCCUAUGUCACCCUGGUUUUCUACACAAGGACCUUCUCCAACACCAUCGAGGGACUGCUCUUCACCUGGCUGCUGGUGCUGGUGUCCCCUUAUGUGGCAAGGAGUCCCACCUCAAAGAAGCCUCCCCCAGGUCCACGGUGGCACAGCUGUCUUCUCGGUGCUAUCCUGGCUGCUGGCUUCUUCAAUCGGCCAACCUUUCUAGCCUUUGCUCUGGCCCCCCUCUCUCUCUGGGGCAUCCAUAGAGCUUUGGGACUUGGUGGCAUCAAGGCCCUGAUCCAGGAGGCCCUGAUGCUCUUGCCAGGGGCUGCUGCAGCUGCAGUGCUGUUUGUGGCCAUGGACAGCUGGUAUUUCUCCAGUCUCGAGAGAUCCAUGGGCGUCGUUCUCACGCCUGUCAACUUCCUAUACUACAACCUGGAUCCCCAAAACCUUGCAAGGCAUGGCACACAUGCACGGCUCACUCACCUGGCCGUCAAUGGCUUCCUGCUCUUUGGGGUACUGCACGCUCGAGCUCUGCAGGCUGCAUGGCAACAACUCCACACCUGCCUCCGUGCAUUUCCACAAAGCGGCCGCUUGAGGAUGCUGGGUGUCCGGGCUCUGUUGUCUAGUUCCAAGUCUUAUCUCCUUCUUUUCUACUUUACACCCCUGCUCCUGCUAUCCGCCUUCAGCCACCAAGAGGCUAGAUUCCUGAUUCCCCUCCUAGUCCCUCUAGUCCUGCUGUGCAGUCCACAAACCCAAUCCGUACCCUGGAAGGGUACUCUUGUCCUCUUCAACGUCCUGGGCGCACUCAUCUUUGGCUGCCUGCAUCAGGGAGGUUUGGUACCCGGCCUGAAGUACCUGGAGCAGGUAGUCCAUGCACCUGUCCUCUCAGGCACGACCACCCACUACACACUUCUCUUCACACACACCUACAUGCCUCCCCAGCACCUCUUACACCUCUCAGGCCUGGGAUCACCUGUGGAGGUGGUAGACACGGGUGGGGCCGAGGACUGGGUCCUGUGUCAAGCCCUGAACAACUUGAGCAGACAACCCGCCUGCCAACUGGCUGGUGGGCCGUGGACCUGCCGACUCUUUGUGGUAAUUCCUGGGACCAACAGGCAUGCUCUGGAGAAGUGCCAUUUUCCCCUCAAGAAUGAGACUCUCUUGUUUCCCCACUUGACCCUGGAGGACCCUCCAGCCCUGUCCGCCCUGCUUGGUGGGGCUUGGAGGAAGCAUCUCAGUCUUCACAUCAUAGAGCUGGAGAAGCCUGUUAUGACAGAGCAGCCCAAGAUUCAGCCUUAGAAGCCACUCGGCCUUCUACACAGGCUGCUGGGCUGGGACACUGGAAUAGACCCCCCUGUUGCUCUCUCUUCUGGGCAUAGCCAAAGGUUGUUUUAGGCGAGCCCACAUUCCUUUCCCUUAGACAACCAAAGAUCUGACCAGCCAUGGUCCCAAAGCCAAGGUCCCCAAAGUAGCCUAGCAUAGCCACUGGCACCUGUCUGUUUCUGUGCUGUUCUUUCCAAACACUGUCAUGUUUAAAAUACACAGCAGCACCUGGUUAUGAAAGACGAUCAACCGCUGAUGACAUUCCUGAGUGGCCCGCCCCCAAAUUUUCCACAAUGCCUGACUUCUUGCUACCAUGACGAUCGCCUGACUUCCAAUUUUGCUUUCUAGAUAAAGAGUGUGGUGAAGUAGGCAGGGGAGAGGGGCUCACAUUCAACUCUAGCCAGUCUUCUACUCACAUAAGAAAAUGCCUUCCACUCAGCCAACCUGACAACAAAUGAGAGGGUCCAAAGAUCAGUGUCACUGCCAGGGCCACAGCACAUGCCCCCUUGUCUGAUAAGAGCACCCUCAUGGCUCCUCGAGGUUCUUCACCUAGGAAGCAGCAGGAGAGUGCUUGAUGGACUUUGGUGCCUGUGGACACAGUGCUUUGCUAUUACCCAAACAAGCCAUUCUAGAAAAUGUCUCCCUAUCCUCUUCUGCUCCUUGACUUGAACGAUGGUGUGGUGGAAUUCUCCAGUCAUUCUCUAAGACUAGGGAAUAUAGCUCAGUGGUAGGCUGCCUGUUUAGCAUGCUCGAGGCUGUAGGCAUGAGCCCCAGCACCAAGGGAAAAAUAAUCCUUCUCCCAGAAUAAGGAAGCCUCUCAGCACUGCUUGAGGCCCUCUUAGUCUGUCCCAGUGGGAACUGAGAACAGAGCUGCUCAGAAUCUGGAACCCAGUCUAAAACCUUUCCAAUAGCUUCAAUCCUUUUAGGUACUAAGAUUAGCUGAGUAGCCUAAAUACAAAGAAAUUGGGCUAAGAGUCUCAAAAUGACAAGGCAGGACACAGGGUUUCUAUCCCUGCACAAACAUCAUGACCAAAAAGCAAGUUGGGGAGGAAAGGGUUUAUUCAGCUUACACUUCCACAUUGCAGUUCAUCACUAAAGGAAGUCAGGACUGGAACUCAAGCAAGUCAGGAAGCAGGAGCUGAUGCAGAGGCCAUGGAGGGAUGUUACUUACUGGCUUGCUUCCCCUGGCUUGCUCAGCUUGCUUUCUUAUAGAACCCAAGACUACCAGCUCAGGGAUGGCACCACCCACAAUGGGCCCUCCCCCUUGAUCAUUAAUUGAGAAAAUGCCCCACAGCUGGAUCUCAUGAAGGCAUUUCCUCAACUGAAGCUCCUUUCUCUGUGAUAACUCCAGCCUGUGUCAAGUUGACACACAAAACCAGCCAGUACAAUUACUAAUCACAGACCAUAGUGAGUACCCCAAACCGACCCUCAAAAUGGGGAAGAAACACAUGCGCUAUGGAAUCAGCAGCCUUAAUGCUUAGUGGUGAGAGAAAAGGCAAUUCCUGAGCAGGAUAAAGGCUGCGAAGUGUAGGGAGUGAUCAAUAACACAGACCCUGGGCUCACUCUGCAAGGCGCUGGGUUACUUGGAAAGUGGCCUCCAUUUCUUAACAGAAUGGGAUUUUAAGUCACAAGCCACACAGAUCUCGAAAGCUAGUAUCU